CUCAUUUCCUCUUCUUCCCUUUAAUUUAGGGUUCAUUUGAAAUUCUCAGUUUCAGUUCAGAAGGAAAUUGAAAAAGAUCUGAUUGAAAUCAAGCUCUCUGCCCUUUUGGGUUUUAUCCGAUUCGAAUUCUCAGGAGUGGAUAAAGUAGCUCAGCUGCCAAAGAUUUGGACUUUAGCUGAUUUUUAAGGAUAACUCUUUAUAGAAUAGUAUUUGGUAGUGAGGUUGUGUUUUUAAGUGUGGAGAUGGAUAGGCCUCGUCAGAACGAUCAUUUGGGUGUGAAUAAGACUGGGAAGAAUAUUAGAAAGAGUCCUUUGCACCAACCCAACUUUGCUGCCGCUGCCGCGGAGGGAAGGCCUCAAGGGCAGCCUCAGGUUUAUAACAUAAGCAAGAACGACUUUAGAAGUAUUGUUCAGCAGUUGACUGGCUCUCCAUCACGUGAAAGUCUUCCUCGUCCUCCUCAGAACAGCUCACCGAAGCCUCAGAACACGCGGUUGCAGAGGGUUAGACCUGCACCUUUGACGCAGAUCAACCGGCCUGUGGUUCCUCUCCCUAGUAAUAUGGCUCCGCAACAACAUCAUCCUCAGGGAUACGUUAGACCGCCUCCUCCACAAACGUAUUUGCCACAAGGCACACAACAACAACAACAACAACAACAACAACAACAACAACAACAACAACAACAACCAGUGAUGGGUCAAGGGGACCAGUUUUGGUCUAAUGCAGUUGUGUCUCCCAUCUCAGAGUAUAUGCGUUACCUUCAAAGUCCACUCGGAGAUGCACGUCCUGGUGGUAACCAAAUGCAGCCAGGACAUGAACAUCGCCCAUAUAUGCCGCCGGGUCAAGAACAUCGCCCAUAUAUGCCAGCUCAACCUCAGCCUUAUAUGCCAGCUCAGGCUCAGCCUUAUAUGCCAGCUCAGGCUCAGGCACAGGCACAGCCACAUAUGAUGCCUGGAUCACAACCUCAUAUGAAUAUGCAGGGUCCACUACCACCACCCGGGUUAGUUCCAAGCCCAGUGCCUCGUAAUCUUCCUUCAAGGCCUCAGUUCAGUGGUCCUGUACCUGUCACGCCCACUCUGCCCUCUCCGAGGUUUAAUCAGAUGUAUGGUGGUUUUCCUUCUCCUCGGUAUAAUGGUUAUGGACCACUAAACUCACCUACAUCCCAGUUUGCUCCACAAUCUCCUACUGGUUACCCGAACAUGUUCUCUCCUAGAUCACCAUACCCAUUGCUAUCACCAGGAGUUCAGUAUCCUCAACCACUUACCCCAAACUUCUCGUUUUCACAACUAGCUCAAUCAGGAAGUCACGGACCCGGUGCAGGUUCAGGUCCUCCUCAGCCACCUCCAUCUCCAGGGCUCAUGUUCCCGUUAUCUCCAGGGUUCUUCUCAGCCCCAAGUCCAAGAUGGGGUAAUUACUAGGUGCUCUGUAUACUUAAAUCUUAUCAUGUCUCUCUAGGUUAGUCUACUAUGAAAGAAGCUUAAUCUUCAGGACCUGCAGUGGAAUAGACGCAGUAGCAUAGAUGUAUGCUUUUAUAGGCAUUCUUUUACUUUGUUUUUGGGUCUUUACAGAUUAUAUUUGUUUUGUUUAUUACAGAAUCUGUUGUUGUUUUCAUAAUUUGUACACAGGCUUUUGACAAAACUCUGUCAAUUUAUAUGAUCUUUGGCUGUUAUUGAGGCA
Molecule: messenger RNA, 1674 nt
Organism: Eruca vesicaria subsp. sativa (arugula)
Lineage: Eukaryota; Viridiplantae; Streptophyta; Magnoliopsida; Brassicales; Brassicaceae
Source: the annotation of a GenBank genome assembly